UGUCCCACGCUCUCCUAGUGCUCGGUGGUUUAAAGAUGGCGGCGGCGGCAGCGUUGAGGGCGCGGAGCCGCGGAAUGGGGAGGGAAAAGGAGAAUCUGUGAGGCGUCGAGAGGCAGCGCGGCGGCUGCUGUGAGGAGUCGGGUGGGGAGACGCCGGUGGCCGGACCGCUCAGGGCCGGGGCCUCGACUGGGAAGGAGAGGCCGGAGCAAGCGCCUGGAGCCCGAGGCCGGAGCCGAGGAGGAAUGUGACCACGGGUCGGCGGGGGCGCGGGAGUACGCAAGUGCAGGGAUGGGGCAGCAGGUGGGCCGCGUCGGGGAGGCUCCGGGGCUUCAGCAGUCGCAACCCCGCGGGAUCCGGGGCAGAGCGGCCAGGCCCUCCAGCCGCAGGCGGGACCUGGCGGGGCGCACCGCAGAGGCCGGCUUCAAUAUCUUCACCCAGCACGAUCACUUUGCCAGCUGUGUGGAGGAUGGAUUUGAGGGAGACAAGACUGGAGGCAGUAGUCCAGAAGCCUUGCACCGCCCCUAUGGUUGUGAUGUUGAACCCCAGGCCCUGAAUGAAGCCAUCAGGUGGAGCUCCAAGGAGAACUUGCUUGGAGCCACUGAGAGUGACCCUAAUCUCUUUGUUGCACUUUAUGAUUUCGUAGCAAGUGGUGAUAACACACUGAGUAUCACUAAAGGUGAAAAGCUACGAGUCCUUGGUUACAACCAGAAUGGUGAGUGGAGUGAAGUUCGCUCUAAGAAUGGCCAAGGCUGGGUGCCAAGCAACUACAUCACCCCAGUGAACAGCCUGGAGAAACACUCCUGGUACCAUGGACCUGUGUCUCGCAGUGCAGCAGAGUAUCUACUCAGCAGUCUAAUCAAUGGCAGCUUCCUGGUGCGAGAAAGUGAGAGCAGCCCUGGGCAGCUGUCAAUCUCGCUCAGGUAUGAGGGGCGUGUGUAUCACUACAGGAUCAAUACCACCACAGAUGGCAAGGUUUAUGUAACUGCUGAGAGCCGCUUUAGCACCUUGGCCGAGCUUGUUCACCAUCACUCCACAGUGGCUGAUGGACUGGUAACAACACUACACUACCCAGCACCCAAGUGUAAUAAGCCUACAGUCUACGGUGUGUCCCCUAUCCAUGACAAAUGGGAAAUGGAACGAACAGAUAUUACCAUGAAGCACAAACUUGGGGGUGGUCAGUAUGGAGAGGUUUACGUUGGCGUCUGGAAGAAAUACAGCCUUACGGUUGCUGUGAAAACAUUGAAGGAAGAUACUAUGGAGGUGGAGGAAUUCCUAAAAGAAGCUGCAGUGAUGAAGGAAAUCAAGCAUCCUAAUCUGGUACAACUACUAGGUGUAUGUACUUUGGAGCCACCAUUUUACAUUGUGACUGAAUACAUGCCUUAUGGGAACUUGCUUGAUUAUCUCCGAGAAUGCAACCGAGAAGAGGUGACUGCAGUUGUACUGCUUUACAUGGCCACUCAGAUCUCUUCUGCAAUGGAGUAUUUAGAGAAGAAGAAUUUCAUCCAUAGAGAUCUUGCAGCUCGUAACUGCCUGGUGGGAGAAAACCAUGUGGUAAAAGUGGCUGACUUUGGCUUGAGUAGAUUGAUGACUGGAGACACCUAUACUGCUCAUGCUGGAGCCAAAUUUCCUAUUAAAUGGACAGCACCAGAGAGUCUUGCCUACAAUACCUUCUCAAUUAAAUCUGACGUCUGGGCUUUUGGGGUGCUCUUGUGGGAAAUUGCUACAUAUGGAAUGUCACCAUAUCCAGGUAUUGACCUGUCUCAGGUCUAUGAUCUGCUGGAAAAAGGAUAUCGAAUGGAACAGCCUGAAGGAUGUCCCCCUAAGGUGUAUGAACUUAUGAGAGCAUGCUGGAAGUGGAGCCCUGCCGACAGGCCCUCUUUUGCUGAAACACAUCAAGCUUUUGAAACCAUGUUCCAUGACUCCAGCAUUUCUGAAGAGGUAGCCGAGGAGCUUGGGAGAGCUGCCUCCUCCUCAUCUGUUGUUCCAUAUCUGCCCCGAUUACCUAUACUUCCUUCUAAGACCCGGACGCUGAAGAAACAGGGGGAGAACAAGGAGAAUAUUGAAGGGCCACAAGAUGCCACAGAAAAUUCUGCUUCCAGUUCAGCACCAGGCUUCAUUAGAAGUGCACAGGCCCCCAGUGGGUCCCCAGCACUGCCUCGAAAGCAAAGAGACAAGUCCCCCAGCAGCCUCUUGGAAGAUGCCAAAGAGACAUGCUUCACCAGAGAUAGGAAGGGAGGCUUCUUCAGUUCCUUCAUGAAAAAGAGAAAUGCUCCCACACCCCCCAAACGCAGCAGCUCCUUCCGAGAAAUGGAGAAUCAGCCCCACAAGAAAUAUGAACUCACGGGUAACUUCUCAUCUGUUGCUUCUCUACAGCAUGCUGAUGGGUUCUCGUUUACUGCUGCCCAGCAAGAGGCGAAUCUGGUGCCACCCAAGUGCUAUGGGGGUAGCUUUGCACAGAGGAACCUCUGUAAUGACGACAGUGGCGGGGGUGGGGGCAGUGGCGCUGCUGGGGGUGGGUGGUCUGGCAUCACAGGCUUCUUCACACCACGCUUAAUCAAAAAGACACUGGGCUUACGAGCAGGUAAACCCACAGCCAGUGAUGACACUUCCAAGCCUUUUCCAAGGUCAAACUCUACAUCUUCCAUGUCCUCAGGGCUUCCAGAGCAGGAUAGGAUGGCAAUGACCCUUCCCAGGAACUGCCAGAGGUCCAAACUCCAGCUGGAAAGGACAGUGUCCACCUCUUCUCAGCCAGAAGAGAAUGUGGAUAGGGCCAGUGACAUGCUUCCCAAAAAAUCAGAGGAAGGUGCCGCUCCGACCAGGGAGAGACCAAAAGCCAAACUUUUGCCCAGAGGAGCCACCGCUCUUCCUCUCAGAACCCCCUCUGGGGAUCCAGCCAUUACAGAGAAGGACUCUCCAGGGCUGGGGGUGGCUGGAGUGGCAGCUGCCCCCAAGAGCAGAGAGAGGAAUGGUGGGGCACGACUUGGCAUGGCUGGAGUCCCAGAGGAUGGCGAGCAGACAGGCUGGGCUGCCCCGGCCAAGGCUGGGGCGGUCCUCCCGACCACUCACAACCACAAAGUGCCAGUCCUUAUCUCACCCACUCUGAAGCACACUCCAGCUGACGUGCAGCUCAUCGGCACAGACUCUCAGGGGAAUAAGUUCAAGCUCUUGUCUGAGCAUCAGGUCACUUCCUCUGGAGACAAGGACCGACCCCGCCGGGUAAAACCAAAGUGUGCCCCACCCCCGCCACCAGGGGUGAGACUACUGCAGCAUCCGGCCGUGUGCUCAGACUCCACGGAAGAGCCCACGUCAGAAACACAGGAGGGAGGGAAGAAGGCGGCUCCAGGGGCAGUGCCCAUCAGUGGGAAAGCUGGGAGGCCUGUAAUGCCUCCACCUCAAGUGCCUCUGCCCACAUCUUCCAUCUCACCAGCGAAAAUGGCCAAUGGCACAGCAGGUACUAAAGUGGCUCUGAGAAAAACCAGACAGGUGGCUGAGAAAAUCUCAGCUGACAAAAUCAGUAAGGAGGCCCUGCUGGAAUGUGCUGACCUACUGUCCAGUGCAAUCACAGAACCUGUGCCCAACAGCCAGCUGGUGGACACUGGACACCAGCUGCUCGACUACUGCUCAGGCUAUGUGGACUGCAUCCCCCAAACUCGCAACAAAUUUGCCUUCCGCGAGGCUGUGAGCAAACUGGAACUCAGCCUGCAGGAGCUGCAGGUGUCUUCUGCAGCUGCUGGUGUGCCCGGGGCAAACCCUGUCCUUAACAACUUACUGUCAUGUGUACAGGAAAUCAGUGAUGUGGUGCAGAGGUAG
This is a messenger RNA of Lagenorhynchus albirostris (white-beaked dolphin), 3810 nucleotides long. RefSeq names its product ABL proto-oncogene 2, non-receptor tyrosine kinase (gene ABL2). Gene Ontology annotation, molecular function: ATP binding; non-membrane spanning protein tyrosine kinase activity; protein binding. Gene Ontology annotation, biological process: regulation of apoptotic process; protein phosphorylation. The record is from RefSeq and is a predicted model, not a curated record. Lineage: Eukaryota; Metazoa; Chordata; Mammalia; Artiodactyla; Delphinidae.